AUGGAGUUACAUUCUCGCUUGUUACGCAGAUCACUCCGGGCCGAGCUUGAUGGAAGGAAACGGUUUGGAUACUCAGAAGUCUCUGGCUCUGACUUAGCGGUCAUGAAAUUGACAUGCCUUCUUCCUACAACUAAAGGGACUUCGUGGGCCAACCAGAGCUUACAAGAGUGUUUAUGGUCGAGUGCUCCACUGGUGAAGUCUGAUGGUGAUUCAAUGGAUCGUAUCACAGAGAAUUCGGUAAGAUGUUGGAUCAAAGUUGAUGCAAACUUAAGAUUGUUCUUAGUUUUUGUGCCUUCUCGGACUCUUGAGGCUGCUUGUGUUUCUAGGCCUUUUCGACAUAUAUCUACAUAA
Molecule: messenger RNA, 351 nt
Organism: Arabis nemorensis
Lineage: Eukaryota; Viridiplantae; Streptophyta; Magnoliopsida; Brassicales; Brassicaceae
Source: the annotation of a GenBank genome assembly